This is a messenger RNA of Eleginops maclovinus (Patagonian blennie), 2974 nucleotides long. Its product is annotated as rho GTPase-activating protein 24-like. Gene Ontology annotation, biological process: activation of GTPase activity; wound healing, spreading of epidermal cells; signal transduction. Gene Ontology annotation, molecular function: GTPase activator activity. Gene Ontology annotation, cellular component: focal adhesion. NCBI's taxonomy places the organism in Eukaryota, Metazoa, Chordata, Actinopteri, Perciformes, Eleginopidae. The transcript has 9 exons. Bases 1 to 2067 code for a protein of 688 amino acids. The record is from RefSeq and is a predicted model, not a curated record.
AUGGGACUCAGCUGCUUCAAGUCCUGGAAACAUGACAGAACAGGCCACAAAGGAAACAGAGACGUGUUGGCCAGCCCUGGCUCGUAUUUCUUCCUCUCUAACAGCGCCGGGCAGGGGGACGAGUGGCUGAAGAGCCUCAACAAGGGGGUCUGGAUCCCUUUCACAGGGGUCUUUGGUCAGCGUCUGGAGGAGACGGUGCUGUAUGAGCGACGCUAUGGUGUGCGUUUGGUUCCGCUGGUGGUGGAGCAGUGUGUGACCUUCAUCCGGGAACAGGGUCUGCACGAGGUGGGCUUGUUUCGUCAGCCGGGACAGUCCAGUCUGGUCAAAGAGUUGCAGGAGGCUUUCGAUGCUGGGGAGAGACCGUCUUUUGACAGUAGCACAGACGUCCACACGGUGGCGUCCCUGCUGAAGCUGUACCUCAGGCAGCUGCCGGAGCCUCUGGUUCCUUACAGACGCUACCAGGACUUCCUGCUCUGUGCUCAGAAGCUGGCCAGUGAUCGAGGGCUGGUUUCGGGGGAGUUGAGGAGUCUUCUUCAUGAGUUGCCUGUUGCAAACUUCAACCUGCUCAACUUCAUCUGCCAGUUUUUAUACGAGGUCCAGAGUUAUUCCAGCAGCAACAAGAUGAGCGGUCAGAACUUGGCCACCGUGUUUGGGCCGAACAUCCUCCGAGCCAAAGCUGAAGACCCACAAAGCAUCAUGGGAGGAGCAGCACUGGUCCAGGUUCUGAUGCUGGAGCUCAUCAGAGAGCAUGAACCUCUGUUCGCCAAAAUCCCUUCACUUAUCUCCGCCCGUCCACCUGGCGGUUCCCAUGCAUCGCCAAGUGCCCUGAGGCAUCCUCACCUCCACCCGACGCCCUGCCUCCGCCAGCUGUCUAUGCCGCUCAUCGUCGAGCGCUCCAGAGAACCAGGACAGUCUGCCGCAGACCAACAAGAUCCCAGCUGCAUCUACUCUGCUGCUGCCAAAUCCGACCUGUCCUCAGACCAGAAGAGACGUCUCGGCCAUCGAUACACCUCCUCCCAUCCAGAAAACUGCUUCUACCCACUGCCCUCCUCCAGCACCUCUGAAAGACCCGACAUAGAUUACCACCAGGGUCAUGCUGGCCGGGGACCUUCCCCUGCAAAUGUUCAAGACUCUUCAACGAGCCUCCAGCUAAAAGAGCAACUCCAGCCAAGAACGAUGCUCUUGAGCUGGGCCAAGGACUGGCCAAACCCGGAAGAAGCCGGCGGUUCUUACUGGAGUUCUGAUGCUCCAGAGGAAAAUGGUGCAAUGCCAGGAUCAUCCAGCGGGGGCAGCAGCAAUGAGGAUCAGGAGGACAGCAACAUUUCGGCCUACGACAACCUGGAAAGAGCACUGAGGAAAGAAGAUGAAGCCAAGGAUCCAGGAGGCCAUAUUGGACCCGGUGAAGAGGAGGCGGGGCAGAUGAGGGGCUCCUCCUCUUCAUGGUCUUCCUGCGAGGUGCUACCGUUGGACGAGAGCAGUGACGCUGGGGAAGCGGUUAGCCCCGACACAUCUCCAAAGACACCUAAGAGGUUAACUUCAAGUCCAGAAGCGGAAAAGGAAACCAGUGACAGUGACGAUCAUGAAGACAACAAUGACCAUCAUGAUGGAGAUGCCCACUUCCACCACCCUACCUCCCUGGCCUCUGGUUCUUUACUGAGCGAGAGUCCUCUCAGUACGGGCAGCUCUGAAGUGUUCCUCCCCUCCGGUCCCCCAGAACCCCAGGAGCCUGAGCCUCCGUCACAGCCGGGGGACGUUCACUCACUCCUGGCCGAGCUGCAGGAUCAGAUGGACAAGCAGAAGGCCGAGUACCAGGCCAGGAUGCAGAGGUUGGAGCGCUGUAACGACGUCCUGGAGCGGCAGCUGGUGAUCCUGCGGGUCAGUCUGGAGCAGCAGAAGCGCAGCAGGAGCGUCGCCGAGAUCAAGAUCCGCAACAUGGAUCGAGCCAAAGCGGACGCCGACCAAAGAAACAACACGCUGCAGAAAGAGAUGCAUGUCUUCUUCGAGAUGUAUGGAGACGCCAAGAGACGAGGAGGAGAGGAAGGAGGAAGAGGAGCAGGGACUCUCUGAAGAUAAAAAGAUUGGGGAAUUUGUUUUGGAUAGGAUGGAGGGUAAGAGAGUCAGAUGAAUCUCUUCAGGAGAUCCAAGUCCUGUGAAUGGAUCCUUUUGGCAGACCAUGAAGGAAUCAAACCGAUUGUGAAAAGACAGAAAUGUUGUUGUUGUCUGAUCCAGAAGACAAUCUAAAGAAGUAGGUUGAGUGUGACUUGGUGCAAGAAAGGUUGAAAUCAAAGAGCAGUUUUGGACGUUGGCAGGGAAGGAUUGGACGUUGGAUGUCUUGCAAGGUUGGACUCCUCACUUCCACGUCCGCGUUUUCCUGAUAAUCUUGUUGGACAUCGCUGAGACUGGUUUCUAAGAUAAGGCCAACAAGCGUAUCCUGCUUUUGUCUACGACCUUUUUAUCAUGUUUACAGGUGUAGCCUCUGGGACAGGCCCCGACAAGAUCAAGAUGCAUCUCAGAACAGUCUGCGCCAUCAAGGAUGUGUCUGGGACAGGAAAAUCAUUGCCAAAGUAGUGAAGUCUGCCUCUGAGAACUUGAAUUACAGACUGCAGAAGAGGUGAAGUUUACCCCAUUUGUUAAAUCUGAGGAGGAAACAGACUUAUCGAAUGUCGACAGUAGUCUUUCUUUUACACGGCAAAGGACCAAAGUCCAAAAAGAUAAUCAAGCGUAUGGUAACAUGGAAGCAUUCUGGUUUACUCUAAAAUGCAUCAAAUGGACAUCUUCACACUGGUUUUCACUAUGAUAAGUUAUUGACUGGCUGCUUUACUCAAUGACAUGUUUUAUAAGCUGUGCAGGACUUCCUUCAGACUGAAAGUCUAACAAAAGCAGGGAGCAGAUGUUGUUUUUUUACAGUUAAAUGUGUAUAAGAAGUCAGAUCGUCUUAACGACAGAUACAGGAAGUCCUGUUGACUCUGCAUGA